AAUGACCGGUCAUCUGUCCAACCGGUUAACACUUGUAGGUGUAACAAUAGGCAAAUGUCGAGUGAGGAAGAAGCUCUAUCAGCCCCGGGAACCGGUCGAAUAGCAGGAGAAUAUGAUACUCAGGAGGCCGUUACUGAAGGCUUAUUAUCCUUGCUUACACCAGCUGUACAGGAAGUUGACGAUCGUGUUCGUUCAGUAAGACAAAGUCAAGUUGAUUUGCAACACAGUAUAGAAAUACUAAAUGACGACUUGAAAAAAAUAUCUGAAUCGCAUGGCAUUCCAGCUGAUCUUAACCCAUAUGUUAAGAAACUAAAUAAUACACGUCGACGUAUAAAUAUAGUCAAUAAUAUCUUACAGAAUGCCCAGGUUUGCACCAUAAGGAAUACUUUCGAUCAGCUAUCUAAUACAAAUACAUAAAUAUAUCUAAUUUUUUUCUCUUUUUCUUAGGAGAGAUUAAGCAAACUACAUUAUAAUAUUCAGAAAGAAACUAGUCGAAAAUCAAUAGUAGUAGACGAUAAAGCUGAUGCUGGAAAUACUGAGGAAGCGCCUGAACCCACUACAAGUUCUAGUACAUCUGAAUGAAUGCUUCACUCUGUACAAUUUCAUAUAGACUUUUAUAUUAUUAUUGUUCAAAUUUUUUUCAAUUACAAUCUCAAUUCGAUUACAAA
Dimorphilus gyrociliatus is the source of this 668-nucleotide messenger RNA. NCBI's taxonomy places the organism in Eukaryota, Metazoa, Annelida, Polychaeta, Dinophilidae. The record is from the annotation of a GenBank genome assembly.